Limanda limanda (common dab) is the source of this 2839-nucleotide messenger RNA. It is a transcript of the gene ddr2a, whose product is annotated as discoidin domain receptor tyrosine kinase 2a. Gene Ontology annotation, cellular component: signaling receptor complex; membrane. Gene Ontology annotation, molecular function: collagen binding; ATP binding; protein tyrosine kinase collagen receptor activity. The transcript has 15 exons. NCBI's taxonomy places the organism in Eukaryota, Metazoa, Chordata, Actinopteri, Pleuronectiformes, Pleuronectidae. Gene Ontology annotation, biological process: protein phosphorylation; cell surface receptor protein tyrosine kinase signaling pathway; multicellular organism development. The record is from RefSeq and is a predicted model, not a curated record. The coding region runs from base 16 to 2487 and encodes 823 amino acids.
CGGUAUCCUCUGGGCAUGUCAGGAGGGCAGAUACAGGAUGAGGACAUCUCUGCCUCGAGCCAGUGGUCUGAAUCAACCGCCGCUAGAUAUGGAAGGCUGGACUUCGAGGAGGGCGAUGGUGCGUGGUGUCCGGAAAUAACAGUUGAGCCAGACAGCCUGAAGGAGUUCCUCCAGAUUGACUUGCGCUCCCUCCACUUCAUCACCCUUGUGGGCAGCCAGGGUCGGCACGCUGGAGGCAUCGGCAAUGAGUUUGCCCAGAUGUACAAGAUUAAGUACAGCCGUGACGGAAGCCGCUGGAUCUCGUGGAGGAACAGACAGGGCAAGCAGGUGAUUGAAGGAAACAGAAACGCCUAUGACAUUGUACUAAAGGACCUCGAGCCACCCAUCAUCGCUCGCUUUGUCCGCUUCAUGCCCGUCACAGACCACUCCAUGAACGUUUGCAUGAGAGUGGAGCUCUACGGCUGUGAAUGGCUGGAUGGUCUCGUGUCGUACAACGCUCCAAUAGGAGAACAGAUGAACUCGCCUGAUUACCCUGUUUAUGUCAACGACUCUGUCUAUGACGGAGCAGUCAUCCACAGCAUGACAGAGGGCUUGGGUCAGCUGACCGAUGGGGUGUGUGGUCUGGACGAUUUUACACACAGUCACGUCUACAACGUGUGGCCCGGGUACGACUACGUGGGCUGGAGCAAUGAAAGUUUCCCCAGUGGAUAUGUUGAAAUCAUGUUUGAGUUUGACCGGACGCGAAACUUCACCACCAUGAAGGUCCACUGCAACAACAUGUUUUCCCAGCACGUCAAGGCUUUCCGUCAGGUGGUGUGUUACUUCCGCUCUGAGUCGGACUGGGAGGCCUUGCCACUCUCCUUCAGCCCUGUGGUGGAUGAGAAGAAUCCCAGCGCUCGAUUUGUCACAGUCAACCUAGCCAAUCACAUGGCCAGUGCCAUCAAAUGCCAGUUCUACUUCGCUGAUGCCUGGAUGUUGUUCAGUGAGGUCACUUUCCAGUCAGACACAGCCAUGUACAACACAACUCUGGCUCCACCCAAGACUGGACUGCCACCCAACAUACAACCAGAAGAUGACCCCACCCACAAAAUAGAUGACAGCAACACCAGGAUACUGAUUGGUUGUUUAGUGGCCAUCAUCUUCAUCCUAGUGGCCAUCAUCGUCAUCAUCUUGUGGAGGCAGGUGUGGCAGAAGAUGCUGGAGAAGGCCUCUCGUCGGAUGCUGGACGAUGAACUAACUGCUAGUUUGUCAAUACAGAGCGAGACGUUCGCCUACAACCACAACCAGUCGAGCACGAUCAGUGAACAGGAGUCCAACUCCACCUACGAGCGCAUCUUCCCCCUUGGUCCAGACUACCAGGAGCCGUCACGUCUCAUAUGUAAGCUGCCAGAGUUUUCACAGAGCUCGGAGGAGCCUGGUAGCACAGCAGCAUCCAAAUCCACCAUAGCUACUGUGGUCCAGGAUGGGGCCCCUCACUAUGCAGAGGCAGACAUUGUGAACCUGCAAGGUGUGACAGGAGGCAACACGUAUGCCAUCCCUGCUUUGGCCAUGGACCUGCUGUCAGGGAAGGACGUCGCCGUUGAGGAGUUCCCUCGAAAACUGCUCACAUUCAAAGAGAAGCUGGGAGAGGGCCAGUUUGGAGAGGUGCAUCUGUGUGAAGCAGAUGGAAUGCAGGAGUUCAUGAAUAAAGAGUUUUUAUUUGACAUCCCAGAGGACGUGCCAGUUUUAGUGGCGGUGAAGAUGCUCCGUUCAGAUGCUAACAAAAAUGCCAGGAAUGACUUCCUGAAAGAGAUAAAGAUCAUGUCACGUCUGAAGGACCCCAACAUCAUUCGCCUCCUAGCUGUGUGCAUCUACAGCGACCCACUGUGUAUGAUCACAGAGUACAUGGAGAACGGAGAUCUCAACCAGUUUCUGUCCCGCCACGAACCCGAGGGACAGCUCGCUCUGCUCAGCAACGCACCUAUUGUCAGCUUCAGUAAUCUGUGCUACAUGGCCACUCAGAUAGCAUCAGGGAUGAAGUACCUCUCGUCUCUAAACUUUGUCCAUCGGGACUUAGCCACGCGAAAUUGCCUGGUGGGCAAGAAGUACACGAUAAAGAUAGCUGACUUUGGCAUGAGCAGGAACCUGUACAGCGGUGACUACUACCGCAUCCAGGGAAGAGCCGUGCUGCCUAUACGCUGGAUGUCAUGGGAGAGCAUCCUGCUGGGUAAAUUCACCACAGCUAGUGAUGUGUGGGCCUUCGGGGUGACCCUGUGGGAGAUACUGAACUUCUGCAAAGAGCAGCCGUACUCUCAGCUCACUGAUGAGCAGGUGAUAGAGAACACAGGGGAGUUUUUCAGGGACCAGAAAAGACAGAUCUACUUGCCUCAGCCUGUGCUGUGUCCAGACUCGCUCUACAAGAUCAUGCUGAGCUGCUGGAGGAGGAACACCAAAGAACGGCCCUCCUUCCAGGAAAUACACCAAGCCCUCCUGGAAAUACAGCCUUAAGCCGGGGCUAUGUUUUCAGACUGUGAUUCCCAGUCUGCUCCUCUCUGGAAGAAGUGGUGCUCGACUAAAGCAGGAGAGACACUCCAGCUUCAAUUCGUCUUGUCUUGGGGGUGAGAGCCACCUGUUGGCUACAAGCUACGAUCUGGGAAACACUGUUCCAUGGACUUAACACACCUCAAAGAUGGACUAGCAGACAUGUUGUGUGUGUGUCAGUUUGCAUUUAAUCAGCACAAUCACAUUGGACAAGAUGUCUUUUAGAAAGGCAUAUAUUCUUAAGAAAAUCACUUCUGUGUAGUUGUACACAACCCUGAAAUACACACAUGAAACAAAGAUGAUUACGGUUGUGUGGUGA